AUGGCGGAACCAAACAAGCCCGGUGUGGAGUUCCGCAGUGAGAUAUUGAGUCCGUCUGAGCUGUUCACUGCCCGGUCCAGGAGUCAUAAGAUUCCAGUGAGAGGACAGAAGGACUUCUUUCCGAAUGACUCGGAACAGCAAAGACAACGACUUCAGCAAAGCUUGGAUGAACACUGGGACCUCGUCUCAGAGGAAAGAGUGGAAAGACUAGGCAACCUAGUGAAGGCCUUAUGGAUUCCAAGUGACCAGACAGUGGAACUCCAGUCACCUGCUGGCAAAUUUUGGCAGACGAUGGGAUUUUCUGCUGAUGGAAAGCAGUAUCUCCGCCCUGAAGAAGCUCUCUAUUUAAUGGAGUGUGGAAACUUGCAGGUGUUUUACCGUGACCUACCGCUGUCCAUCCAGGAAGGGUAUGAGAGAUUUCUGUCCUCAAAGACCGUGACACUCAAGCAAUAUCAGGUGUUUGGACAUCUAAAGAGACUUGGCUAUGUGGUGAACAGAUUCGAUCCCAGUUCUGUGCCAUCUUCGUAUGAGAGACAGCUGAACCUGCCCGUGACACAUGACAGGACCGGGAAACAACUCAAGAGGAAACGCAGUCCAAGCCCCACACCACUGUCAAGGUACACAGAGGGAGAGGAGGCGUCUUCUUCCAGCCAAAUGGAGGAAAAACACAGCAAUACAGAUGAAAAAGAUAACAAGACUCCCGAUUGUGCUGAAGACCAAACAACAUCUGAGCCUUCACAGGCCCAGACUACACCACACACUGAAGACACCAGCUCAGCAGACGGAGGCCGAGGCCGGAGCUGGUGGAGAGAAGACCGUCAUCCGGAGCCGGGCCGUGGGCUAAACCAACCCCAGCAGCACGGCUCACGCUGGGACUUUGGCUUGAUAGCUUUUCCUGACCUUGGUUCCAGGGAAAGCGUUACCACACGCUUGGCCUCCCCUGAGCCAUCUCUGUUGCCCGGGGCAUUGACUGUGGGUGUCUGUGAAGUCACCCCCUGGAUGAAGAGGCUUAACCUGCGAGAGGUAAAGAUGUCCGCAUCUGAGCUGAGGAGAGAGCAGAGGAGGAUCAGGCACAGACGGGAUAUCAACAAAGACAAGGAGGUGAGGCGGUGUCAAAACUGGGUGGAGUAUCAUGAGCUGCAGGAGACGAGGCGGAGGAGGUGUGGCAAGAGACCAGCACACUUGUGGGAGGAGAAUGUUACUCCUUUACAUAACCCAAGGCAGUGUAUCUCCACUGGGGAGCUGCUGAAUAAAAUCAGUGUGGUGAAAUCUUCUCGUCUGUUAGACGGAGCAUCCAGUUUAAAAGGUUCAGAGGAGUGGAAGAUUUGUUUCAAUGUUUACCAACCUGACACAGUGGCUGAGUUCAAGAAGAGCAACCCAGGAAAGCCAUAUUCCCGCAUGUGUGUCUGCAGAGUGGGGAUAUCCCUGUCAGUUACGCCGUGGUGGACCAUGGAGACAUUUCCUUCUAUACCUUCAAAGACUUCCAGCUGCCCACUGAUGUGUUCCAGUGAGAGCCAGGCUCUUCUGCUCUCAAGACACUCAACUUCAGCCACCUGUGAACCAGCAUGGAAAAGGUCAUUACAGUCUGUACCAGGAGUAAUAAGACUUAUUCAGGGCCAUGGUUAUGCUCGUAAGAGGACAAGUGUAUUUGUAAGCUCCAUUUUCAAAGUAAGUGGUUUGCUUUCUUUCUAAUGCUUUUAUGACAGCAGAGUUGAUGUCUUUUCUAUUUUCAUUGUCUUUACCAAAGAAUAGAUACACGCCUCUUGUGACAACAGUCUGUAUAUCAAAAAGAAAAAACAAUGUGGGCAGUGUGUUGACCACUGUAUAUUAUGUGUAGUGUUCAAAAAUAAAUAAAUAAAAAAGC
Messenger RNA from Lampris incognitus (smalleye Pacific opah), 1864 nucleotides. RefSeq names its product TSEN54 tRNA splicing endonuclease subunit (gene tsen54). Gene Ontology annotation, biological process: tRNA-type intron splice site recognition and cleavage. The transcript is spliced from 11 exons. Bases 1 to 1692 code for a protein of 563 amino acids. Gene Ontology annotation, cellular component: tRNA-intron endonuclease complex. Lineage: Eukaryota; Metazoa; Chordata; Actinopteri; Lampriformes; Lampridae. The record is from RefSeq and is a predicted model, not a curated record.